Fusarium mangiferae is the source of this 1392-nucleotide messenger RNA. RefSeq lists its product as uncharacterized. The coding region runs from base 1 to 1392 and encodes 463 amino acids. The record is from RefSeq and is a predicted model, not a curated record. The transcript has a single exon. Lineage: Eukaryota; Fungi; Ascomycota; Sordariomycetes; Hypocreales; Nectriaceae.
AUGUCUUCACUAUUAACUCCUGGAUUGGCUUAUGGGGCUAAUGAUGUCGAGCUUCGCUACCUUGCAAAGGAAAUGUACCCUCACCUGCCUUAUGAGGAAGCUCUUCUGAAAAUAUGUCAGGAUACAUUUGUCAGGUUUCCUAGCGAUUUUAUUUCCAGAAUCGCUAGGGGUGCCAUUAAUGAUCCUGUUGUUUUUAUUGAAGGGGUAGGUGAUAUUCUUAGCAGCCCGUUCAAAAAGAUCAUCGCAGCGGCCCGGUUUUAUAGCCUGUACAAGAACGGCGCUCCAACUACCAAAAAGAGCAUUGCUUCUGCGGCUCAACCAAGUGUAUUAGUUGAAGCCUUGAAUAUCGAAACGUUUGCUUUGACUGUUCGGAAAAGCGUUUCGCCUACUAUUCAACCGAGUGUAUCAACAGGAGCCUUAAAUAUCAAACAACUGCGAAGUCUCCUCCCACCUAUGACAGAGUCUAUCUCGGACGCCACGGAUAAGGUUUCCAGAGAAAUUCACGGCAUUCACGUCAUUGGAAAAUCACUUGUGGACCAUCUUAACUACUACGGCAGAUGGAUGCAAACGGUGUCCUGUAUACAGAUUGCACAAGCAGAGCGAGCUAUAGAAGCUCUUAAUAUCAUCUGCAAUCAUCUUGGCGACGCCAACACCAUCACUGUAUCGGGCGCCUCUGGCCCGGAUGGAUUUGCGAGGCCAGUUUACGACUUCAUCUUGAAGAGCAUAUCGGAUAUCGAUCCCAGAGAGCGGCAUAUGCAUCGAUUCUUUGUCUUUCAUCCUGACACCAACUGGUACGGCGCAUUUCAUCGAUUGCUGGGGAAAAAUCGUCUGCCCGCCGAAUUUUGCGCCAAGGCCGACAAUCUGGACACAAUUUGUCGUUUCAUGCAGGAUAUCAGAAAAACAUUGAUUGAGGAGUCAAGUGCUGGGCGGAAGGUGGUAUUUCAUCUUCUGAUCCCUUCAUGGUACACCAUACAUAUCAGAGAACCAUUGCACUUCCCAGCCAGUCUGCACCCGUUGCGAGUGAAGGGAGAAAAGCACAAGGGCAAAGAACUUGUGGAGAUGAAUCUCCCAGCAGCACCUGCCAACAUGCUGAACGGCGUCGCAAAUGUACUUGAUCCCAAGUACUCCAACAGAAUUGCGAAAGCCACUAGUCUCGCUGUAACAUUGCCUGCCGUGGGAUGGGGCGUCAAUGGCGCCUGUCUAGCUUUGGGUAUUGGUUUGGGAACUCUAACGGGGCUUGGUGCUUUAGUCACCGUUCCAGUCUGGAUCGGAACAGCCAUGCCUGCCAUGUCCGUUACAGCACCCGUUAUGCUUGACACCAUUCACAGUACUCUCCGUGAGGGACCAGCUCGAAUUCUAGGUUCGAAGGAUAUCUUGGGUAGGAAUGAAUGA